Molecule: messenger RNA, 1965 nt
Organism: Thermochaetoides thermophila DSM 1495
Lineage: Eukaryota; Fungi; Ascomycota; Sordariomycetes; Sordariales; Chaetomiaceae
Exons: 5
Coding region: 1-1965 (654 amino acids)
Source: RefSeq, a predicted model, not a curated record
AUGGUGUUUAAUCUCCAAAUCAUAACAGCAGCGCUACUUGCUUCUUAUCCGUACCUUACUGGUGCUGUCAGUCUGGAAAGUGCGUUGUCAGGCCAACAAAAUCUCACAACAUUUACUGCCCUGUUCAAAAACCAUUCAGACAUCUUCAAGAAGCUUCCUGGGGGAAUCACUGUUGUUGCACCCAAUGAUUUUGCCUUCGAAAGACUUGGAGAUGACUGGAAGAAGUACUCCCAAGAUCUUGUCAAAGCCACCUUGAAAUAUCACAUCUUGACAGAAUCCAUCUCUAUGACUUCCAUCGAGAGAGGCGACUCUAUAUGGGCCUCAACUUUGCUGGAGGAUGCCGACUACUCCACAGUAAUGGGCGGACAGCAUCAUAUCCUGACCAAGCAGCCAGGAGGAGAGGUCGUGUUCACUUCGGGUUUUGCUACUCGGGGUACUGUGGUGGUAGAAGACCUCGCAUUUGAUGGAGGGCUUGUUCAAGUCAUUGACUCGGUAAUGCGCGUGCCGCAAACGCUUGAAGAGACGGCUCGCAACGCUUACACGGACCUGACCUCGUUCCUUGGCGCUCUAUACGCUGCCGACCUGAUCGAUGAGGUGAACAAGCUGACGGAUGUCACCAUCUUUGCCCCCCGCAACGCAGCAUUUCAGCAGCUCGCGGGCGCCUUUGAGAAGAUUGAUAAGGAAACGCUUAGAAGCAUUCUGCGUUCUCUUACCACCGCCGAAAAGCAGAGUAAAAUUCAGAUCACUCGGCACGUCAACAACAUCUACAUCAAUUCUGCCCAGAUCAUUCAGACAGACGUCCUUAUUUCCAACGGUGUCGUCCACUUGAUCGACAACGUGCUUAAUCCGGAUCGGGUUGAUGCAAAACCCAAUCUGAGCACUGUCAGCCAAACACCUAUCUACACUUUGAUUGGCGCUACACAGACCGGUACAUCGGUGCCAACCCCUUUCACAUCUUACCUGCCAUGCACGGAUGAGUGUCCGGUCACGUCGUCUGGCGCAAGUGCGACUGCCGCACCCACUGUUGCUGGGUCUUCAGACAAUGCUGCUGGUUAUUUGCCAAGGCCUACUGGGUUAACUGGACUGGGGGUGGGGUUGCCCUUUGCCCUUGGGGCUGUCAUCGUUGGACUAUCGAGCCCUCCCCCCAUUCCCCGGCCACACCUAUAUGAGUACCAACAUCCUUAUCUCGAGCCUGCUGCUGAAGAUAUCGGAGUUCCAGUUGAUGAAAACCUCGAGCCAAACGGUCGCCUCCUCACUUACGUCCAUCCUGACCAUCCUGUUCCUAAGGUCACCAGCACACUGACGACCUUCAAGCUUCCCGUUCCCAAACAUCCAUCUCCAGCAAAUGAACGGCCCAAUCCCGCAGUUGCCGCAGUACUUGAUCGGAAGUCCAGCACCAAUCCUCAGCCCGCAACCACCGUAGUCCCCAACAGCCAGCAGCUCUUCACAGCAGAUGAGAUCCACCCACCAAAACCGCUCCCAAUCCCCAAAAGAAACCACAAUAAUGAAAACGCCAUUAUCACCAUCGCAUACCCUACCCGAACAUGCAAAAUCUCCUUGCUACACACAGCAGCGGCACAGGACCAAGCCCUCCUUGCGGCUCGUGAGACAAAACCAUGGCCUCCGUCUGCAACAGAUUGGAAUACAAGCCACUGGAAGAGCUACAAGCAUAGCCCAAUUUUCCCGGUGAUUUCGGGGCUAUCGCUGGGCGUGGUGGGGUCGAUUAUCGCGUGGAUUGUGGGAUAUGUGUUGUUUAAAAUAAUCAAAGCGCUGAAGGAGAGGGUAGGUGAGGCAUGGGAGGGGAUGAGGAGUCGAUUAAGACACAGUAACGGGAGUGAUGGUCAAGAGAAUGGGAUUGAAGAAGAGGCCGUGGAGAUGCAGGCGUGGAAUGGGGAGGAGGGAGAGGAUGGGGAAGUUUGGGAGGCUUCGGGCAGAGAUGUCGAAGCUGGUAGGGGUGAGGUAUGA